CGUUCAGAUCGAGGUCUGCAGGUCAUAAACACUGUAAUACUCCGAAUGACAUGCUGCCGGUGUGUCAGAUGAUCAUCAGGAGAUAAGGAGGACGCUUGAUGGUGGUGACAUCAUGGUUAUAGCUGGGUUAUAAAGCUGAGUCUGUAGAUCAGGUUGUUUAUUCCAGACUUUCUGAGGAGCAGGUGAUGGCUAUCACACACUACACACUGGUGUACGGGAUCCUGAUGAUCAGCGUGUUUCUGAAGUCCAGCGCUAAACCGCUAACAUCACUCCAGCCCAUGGAGGUGAAGAAUACGACUGCAGCAGGGAACAAUUCAGAACUCCAGAUGAUGAACAGAACAGAGGUGGAUAUGAGUGUGAAGAAAAAGAUCUGGUCCCUGCUGUGGAAGAGAAGAGCCUCGAGUAAGCGAGACACUCGUAAAAACUGCUUUGGCUUUAAAAUAGACCGAAUCAGUGACCUGAGCGGAAUGGGCUGUUAACAUGAACAUGUGAAUUAAUUUAACAAAAAAAAAAAAAAAUCAUUAAAUAUAUAACUGGAAUAUAAUCUGAUCUGUUCUGGAGAUGACUAGAGAUCAUAAAGGACAUCGUUCUAUCUGAUGAAUAAAUGUUAUUUAUUAAGAAACGGAUGGAUGUGAGUCAAUCUUACAGAGCUUCCAAACAGCUCGCUGUUACCAAACUGCUGUUAAAAACAUUUGAUUGUCAAACUUGACAACUACAAAUAUCAACUAAACUGUGUGUUUGUGGAGGGUGAAGUGUCCUCACGUGUCCAAUUUCCAUCUGUUUCCAUCUGAAUUUAAUAUUUUUUUAAUAUACAUUGAACAAAUUGGAUAUUAAAUGAAUUUGUGGAGGUCUACACCCAUCUGCCUCUUAAAGGUUCUUUAGUUGUUCCCAUGGAAAUAGAUAAAAAUGGAUUUGUACAUGUAUGCAAUAUCAAAUUUAUACUCCGGGGAAACAAGACAUGGUUAAUAGCAAUAACAGAGUUCCUGGGCACUGAAGAAGAACAAGUUAAAAAUAAUAUUUAAUUUUUUUUUUUCAAGAAUGACAAUUUGUUUAUAUUUAUUUAAAAUAUUGCUUAGGUGUGUGAGUAUAUUAGUAAGAAAAACUGUUACUGUUACAAACAAAACUGUGAGAAAAAAAAGGAAUCAGUUGCUUGAGUGCAAUUUUUUGUAUGUAAUGUUUAUUUUACGCAAUAUUUUUUCUCCUUUUUAAGAAGGGUGCCAAUAAUUUUGAAGUGCAUCUUAUUAGUGUAUAUUAUGGUUCGUUCAGUAACACUGAGAUAUUUGAUUGUCUUUAUAUGGAUGUGAUUUGUUCUAUAAGACACAUAUCUUUAACUUUUUUUAUAUGUAUAUAAAUAUUUGCAUUGUUCUAAUGUAUUGUUUAAUGUUGUGUAUAUUCUUGUUAUUUGUGUAUUCUGUGUAAUCUUAUGUCAUACUAUAACACUGAGUUUAUAACAUAGAGUUUGUGUUCGUUUUACAGAUACACAUUAUGACUUCAGUUGUUGAUGUUUGACAUUUCAUAUGAUUUAGUAAAGAAUGUGAUUUAAAAUACCAUUAAUAACUCAUCUCUGCUUCUUUUUGUUAAGGGAUAUUGCAUACUGGUAAAUACAGUGUUCUAAAUAAAAUUAUUAAAAAGGGGAAAUAUAUAAUGAUGUGAAAAGCUACAGAGCUACAGUGGAUAUAAAAAGAUUACACACCCCUGUUUUAUAUAAAUAAAAAAGUUACAGUAACCUGGUUGCAUAAGUUUCCACACCCUUUUAUAACUGGGGGUGUGGCUCUGUUCAGAAUGAA
Pangasianodon hypophthalmus (striped catfish) is the source of this 1787-nucleotide messenger RNA. Its product is annotated as C-type natriuretic peptide 2-like. The record is from RefSeq and is a predicted model, not a curated record. Gene Ontology annotation, molecular function: hormone activity. Gene Ontology annotation, cellular component: extracellular region. Lineage: Eukaryota; Metazoa; Chordata; Actinopteri; Siluriformes; Pangasiidae. The transcript is spliced from 2 exons. The coding region runs from base 186 to 479 and encodes 97 amino acids.